CGCAUGUCAGCCUUGCUGCAGAGCCUCUGCUCGUCGGCUUUCACCAUUAAUCGCGGGGAUGUGUUGACAGCGAGAGGCGACGGACGGACGGCAACCUUUACCCGCCUAAAUAAAUGCAUGCCACGGCCAUGUGAAGGCACAUUAUACUGCUCGGAGACAAAUACCCCCCCCCCCCCCCCCCCCCCGAUCGUCUGUGGCGCAAAGACGACGUUACAAGGCCGAGGAGAACGCAAAAGGUUCACUGAUGGAACUCCCAGCCGCUGCUCGGUGGAGAAAACGACAGGGUGGACUCGAAAUGAAUAAUUAAAAACAAACCAAAAAAAAAAAAACCAAGCAUCUGCUGCUGCAAACUAAGGAAGAUGCAUCUGCACCAGGUGCUGACGGGAGCCGUGAACCCCGGAGAUUGCUGCUACUCGGUGGGAAGCGUGAAUGACGUGCCGUUCACGGCCUACGGCUCAGGUUGUGAUGUAGUGAUCUUGGCUAGCGACUUCGAGUGCGUGCAGAUAAUCCCAGGAGCUCAGAAUGGGAACAUCCAGGUGGGCUGUGUAGAGUGCUCCCAUCAGCUUGGAAGGAUUGCUGCAUCCUAUGGAAACACAGUCUGCAUCUUUGAACCACUCUCUACCAACCCAAAUAAACGCCACAAGCAUCUUAACUGUCAGUGGAAAAAGACAGGGCAGUUCUUCCUUGAUGCCAUCACCUACAACCUGGCCUGGGAUCCACAGGGGAACCGUAUUCUAGCAGCAACUGAGAAACUCCAGCUUUGGGCUCCUCCGCUGGCAGACACACUGAUUGAGGAGGAGGAUGGCCAGAUGACCGAGGACAAACCCCAUCCAGUUCUCAAUGACUGGAACUGUGUAUGGCAGUGCAAGACUGCUGCAUCUGUGCACGUAGCCAAAUGGUCACCUGAUGGAGAGUACUUUGCAACAGUUGGGAAGGAUGACUGUUUACUUAAAGUGUGGUAUCCCACCACUGGCUGGCGUUCUGCGGUGGUAGUCCAGGACCUCUCUGAUAAAAAGCCCCCUGCUGUCCACUUCUCUUUUGUUUACCUGGCACAUCCCCGCUCGGUCACUGGCAUGUCUUGGAGGAAGACCAGCAAGUACAUGUCCAAGGGUUCAGUGUGCAAUGUUUUGCUAACAUCCUGUGAGGAUGGCGUGUGCAGGCUGUGGUCUGAGACCCUGCUACCAGAGGACAGCUUGCUUGGUGGGCAGAUAUCUGAGAACACACACUCAUUUAGCUCCAGUUUGCCAGGCUUGGCAGGCAAUAAGGACAAGAUUCAGCAUGCUUUAGAGUCAAUUCACCACCUCAAGCAUCUGCGCCGGGGAAGGCGACGGUCAUCUGCUCUGGUGGCUCACAGUGAGCUGCUACCCUCUCAGAUUGGCACGCAGGACGCACACACUCACCGCCACAUUGCACAUCAUGCCAAUGCUUUGUGUCACUUCCACAUCUCCGCCAGCAUUAACCCCAACACAGACAUCCCAUCAGUGCUGGCAGAUUCUACAUUGUUCAACACAGAUGAUGGCACAGGGGCAGGAGGAUUUGUAGUUCACUGGCUCAAUAAUAAGGACCUAAGCUUUACCUCCUCUAUGGAUGUUUUUAUGCUACAGCUUCGUAAGCUCUCUGAACAGCAGCUUGACAAUGUCACAGAAUACACCAUUGACCCUGAGGGAUCCCCUAUAAAGUUUGACUUUGACCUGGAUGAGAUGUCUGACAAGGCCUCAUCUGAGCAUGGAGAGGAGCAAGAGCCAGGGGAGCAGGGAAGUACAAAGGCAUCUUCCCCAGGAUCCAGCUCCAGCUUGCCUUUGCCCUCAAUGCUGCUGGAGAGGAAAAUGGAGAUUCUAACCACAGAAUGGAACAAGAGUCCCGACAUGCUUUUCACAAUCCACCCAACUGAUGGUUCUUUCCUGGUUUGGCAUGUCAAGUACUUGGAUGAAUUCAACCAAGGGAUCUUUAGACAGGUUCAGGUGUCUUUCUCUUCGCGUAUACCAGUGGCAUUUCCUACAGGUGAUGCCAACUCACUGAGUAAAAACAUCCUGAUGUACGCCUGUACUUUGACGGAAAUGGAGAGUUCCAGGACAGGUGCGCAGGGCCAGAUGGUUCAACGUGUCUCCCACUCUGCCUCAUCCUCAGCUGGCUUUGGUUCACCUGUUAUGACACCUUCUUCUAACCCUAAACCUGGCAUUAGUCCAGCUGUCAUGAUGGUUUCCAAGCAUGUUGAUGGAUCUCUCAACCAGUGGGCUGUAACAUUUGCUGAGCGUUCUGCAUUCUCAAAUGUACUGACCGUAUCCCACAAGUUUCGCUAUUGUGGCCACCGUUUCCAUUUGAAUGACCAAGCCUGUCAUACAGUGCUGCCAUUGCUGCUCACCUCUUCACACCAUAAUGCGCUCCUCACGCCUCCCUCGGCUCCUGGCAGCAUGGAAGAAGAACAACUUCCUACCGUUCUCAUACCAAAGGGACUUCCUAGGAAGCAGCUUCGUAAUGCAGCAACAAGGACCUUCCAUGACCCCAAUGCCAUAUAUAGUGAGCUUAUCUUGUGGCGAGUGGACCACAUUGGACCCCUGUCAUGCACUGGGGGCGUCUCUGAACUGGCCCGUAUCAACUCUCUACACACCUCUGCUUUUAGCAAUGUUGCCUGGUUACCUUCACUUGUCCCCAGCUCUGUACUUGGAACCUACUGUAAUAGUGCAAGCGCCUGCUUUGUGGCAUCAGAUGGUAAGAAUCUACGCCUCUACCAAGCUGUUGUGGAUGCCAGAAAAUUACUAGAUGAACUGUCAGACCCAGAAACAUCUAAACUAGUAGGCGAAGUAUUCAACAUCGUCAGCCAGCAGUCCACCGCCAGACCUGGAUGUAUUAUAGAGCUGGAUGUCAUUACAAACCAGUGUGGUGCCAACACUCAGCUACUGCAUGUCUUCCAAGAGGAUUUUAUUUUAGGUUAUAAACCUCAGAAGGAACCAGAAACACACACAACUACCUUUCCAUCUAGUGAAGAUUACCAACCUCCCCCUUUUUCGGAGAAGUUCUUUUUGGUGGUGAUAGAAAAGGAUCUCAACAAGAACUCUGUGCUACAAAUGUGGCAUCUGCACCUACAGUCUGUCCAGGCUUGUGUUGAUGAUCUCAGCCAAGAUUUUGGCUUCCAGAGCCAGCUAAUGGUUCCCAAUCAAGUUAUGAAUGUCGACUCAUCUCCAGAAACGUCACCUAUCAGGCCUCUGCCCCGCUCAGCCUCCACGGCCAACAUGCAAUCAGCCAGCAAACUCAUCCUUAGUUCCAAACUGGUAUACAGCAAACGACUCGACUUGCCCCAUGGUGUGGAGGUUACCAGAGCCACACCUUCUGCUGGUCAUCUCAGUUCCUCCUCCAUUUACCCAGUUUGCCUGGCUCCAUAUCUGAUUGUUACUACCUGCUCGGACUCUCGAGUGCGGUUUUGGUGCUGUGCUGUAGAGGGGGCUGAUGGAGAUGGUGACAAUGACCAGGACAUGCGGUUCUACCGCUGGGAGCCGUGGGAUCUAAUGAACGAGGAGGAAGACAAUAACAGUGCUGUGUUGGUGUCAGGGAGGCCUGUUGCUGUGUCUUGCUCCUACAUUGGUAGGCUGGCUGUGGCUUUUAAACAACCACGCCAAGGACAGAUUUCUAGGGAGGAGUUCUCCAUGCAUGUGUCUAUUUAUGAGUGUGAAUCUACUGGUGGCUCAGAGUGGGUAUUGGAGCAAACUCUUCAUUUGGACGACUUCAACAGACCCUCAUCAACCCUGGGCCCGAGAGUCAGCGUUGACUCCAACCUCUUUGUCUACAGCAGAUCUGACCUGUACAUGUGCCGAGACCACAACUCUCCUAACAUCAAGCACUAUGUCCACCUGGACUGGUUGUCAAAAGAAGAUGGAUCACACAUUCUCACUGUGGGAGUUGGAUCCAACAUUCUGAUGUACGGUAGAAUCUCUGGCAUGGUCAACGAACAGACGAGCAGCAAAGAAGGUGUGGCUGUCAUCACACUUCCUCUAGGGGGCAGUAUUAAACAGGGGAUCCGCUCUCGCUGGAUCCUGCUCCGGACCGUGGACCUGCUGUCCUCUGUGGAUGGCACGCCUUCUCUACCAGUCUCAUUGUCCUGGGUGAGGGAUGGCAUCUUAGUGGUGGGAAUGGACUGUGAGAUGCAUGUGUAUGCCCAGUGGCACCAGGAUAAGAAGCCUGUUGAGGGACAAGAAGGCAACUUGUCUUCUGCAGACAUUGCCGGAGGUCAUACCACUGCUUCUUCUUCAGUUUUUGAAGGGAGAGCGAGAUCUAAGAGUGUUUUCGAAGGGUGCACUGCCGUAGAUGAGGCACUGCGUGCUCCAGCAGGACUUGAGGAGGGUGGACUUUUUGAGGCAGCUCAUUCCUUGUCUCCAACUCUACCCCAGUAUCAUCCCACCCAGCUCCUUGAACUCAUGGAUUUGGGAAAGGUUCGUCGUGCCAAGGCCAUUCUUGCUCAUUUAGUUAAGUGUAUUGCUGGAGAGGUCGCUGUGGUAAGGGACGUAGAGGCAGGUGAAGGAGGAGCAAGAAGACAUCUGUCCCGAACCAUCAGUGUGACUGGCAGCACCGCAAAAGACACAAUAGUAGCUGGUCGUGAUGGAGGACGGGACUACACCGAAAUCAACUCCAUCCCCCCACUCCCUCUUUAUGCACUCAUGCUGGCCGAUGAAGAUACUUCCUUCAAAGGAGCAGAAGAAGCUGUCAAAGGACCCAAGGUGGCUAAUGGUGAAGCAGGACCGAAGUCUACUGAGGACCAAUAUUCUGACCUAUUUCAGGUGGCAACAGUCACUACAGAUGACUUUGUGAACUUUGCAACUGACAAGCCAGAAAAGAAGUCCCGCGUUAUCAAUCUUUCCCAAUAUGGUCCUUCCUACUUUGGACCAGAGCAUGCACAGGUGUUGUCCAGUCACCUUAUGCACUCCAGCCUCCCUGGACUGACCCGACUUGAGCAAAUGUUCUUGGUGGCCCUGGCUGACACAGUUGCAACCACCAGUGCUGAAGUCACCAGCUCCACUGACCAACAGUAUACAGGAGGCGAGGCUCUGGAUGAAUGUGGACUAAGGUACCUGCUGGCCAUGCGUCUUCAUACUUGUCUUCUCACCUCUCUGCCCCCACUCUAUCGCAUGCAACUUCUCCACCAGGGUCUGUCAACGUGCCACUUUGCCUGGGCCUUCCACUCUGAGGCUGAGGAGGAGCUGCUCAACAUGAUCCCAGCCAUGCAGAGAGGUGACCCACAGUGGUCUGAACUCCGGGCCGUGGGUGUCGGUUGGUGGAUACGCAACAUCAACACCUUGCGGAAAAUUGUGGAAAAGUUGGGUAAAGCUGCAUUCCAGAGGCACAACGACCCUUUAGAUGCUGCUCUGUUCUACCUGGCCAUGAAGAAAAAGGCUGUACUUUGGGGCCUCUUCAGGUCCCAGCAUGAUGAAAAGAUGACUCAAUUCUUCAAGAACAAUUUCAGUGAAGACCGCUGGCGAAAGGCAGCUCUAAAAAAUGCUUUCUCCCUGCUAGGAAAGCAACGCUUUGAACAGUCGGCCGCCUUCUUCUUGCUAGCUGGAUCACUCAAAGACGCCAUUGAGGUGUUGAUGGAGAAGAUGGAGGAUCUCCAGUUAGCCAUCAUAGUGGCAAGGCUUUAUGAAGCAGACUUUGAAAGCUCGCCCACCUGCCAAGGCCUCCUUUAUGAGAAGGUUCUUGGUUGUAACAGGGACGGGAGCGGUUACCACUGUUCUAGACUUCACCCUGACCCGUUCUUGCGCAGUAUUGCAUACUGGAUCAUGAAGGAUUUUACCCAAGCCCUGGACACACUCUUAGAGCGCAUCCCCAAAGAUGAUGAUGAUAACUCCGAUGUCAUGGUCAAAUCUUGCAACCCUGUGGUGUUCAGUUUCUACAACUAUCUAAGAACACGUCCUCUCAUUAUCCGGCGCCACUUUGCAAGUUCAGAGGUUACAGCAGCAACUGUGGGUUUCACUGCUGAAAAGAGCAGUGCAGAUGAGAUCAACCUCAUAGAGCGCAAAUUAUUCUUCACCACUGCUAAUGCUCAUUUCAAGGUGGGCUGCCCAGUUUUGGCCCUGGAGGUGCUCUCCAAGAUUCCCAAAGUUACCAAGAAAUCUGGCUCAUCUCUCAGCAAAGCUUCCUCCAAGGCUAAUGUAAACUCAACUGAGCCACUGAAACAGGGCACAGGUUUGGACUGGGCUUCUGCUGCUUCUGAAUGGGGUGGAAAUGAAAGUGCAGGAGGCCUGGAUUGGAGCCAACCUGAGCUCAAAAUGCAGGACAAUGAGUUGCAGCUGGACUGGGGUGAUGAUAAGGAAGAAGAAGAAGAUGAUGACAAUGAUGACUGUCUAACUAUGAAGAAACUUGAAAAUGAAACUGAAAAAAAAUUGGAAGAAACCUCUGAAUCCAAACAAAAAGAUGACUCACAGGGUGAGUCUGAGGUAGAUGUGAUAGCUGAGCAGCUGAAGUUCCGCGCCUGUCUGAAAAUCCUAAUGACAGAGCUUCGCACUCUAGCCACUGGCUUUGAGGUAGAUGGAGGGAAACUUCGUUUUCAGCUCUACAGCUGGCUGGAAAAGGAGAUUGCUGCCAUGCAUAACAUAUGUAACUACAAGGUAGAAGGAAAGGAGGAGCCGUCAGAGGCAGAGCACUCGGCUGAGCGAGCAGCAUCGGUGGACAUAUCAGAUGACAUGUUAGAGAGAAUAGACGCUGGAGCCUAUGAGCGUCACCAAAUGGAACGCCGCCGUCUUCAAGCUAAGCAGCAGCACUCUGAGAGGCGCAAAGCUUGGCUGAGAAAGAACCAGGCCCUUCUGAGGGUCUUCCUUUCUUACUGCAGCCUUCAUGGAGCCAAGGGAGGCGGAGUAACCUCUGUGCGGAUGGAGCUUCUGUUCCUUCUUCAGGAAAGCCAACAGGAGAUCACAGUGAAACAGCUGCAAUCUCCCCUCCCUCUACCAACCACAUUGCCUCUGCUGUCAGCCUGCAUUGCGCCCACUAAGACAGUUAUAGCCAACCCUGUGCUUCACCUCAGCAACCACAUUCAUGAUAUCCUCCACACCAUCACCCUCAUGGAACUUCCACCACAUCCAGACAUCAAAGAUGACCGGGUAAAUACCCUACACACACUAGCAGCUUCUCUGUCAGCUUGCAUUUAUCAGGCACUGUGUGACAGCCAUAGUUACAGCAGCCAGACAGAAGCCAACCAGUUUACUGGCAUGGUGUACCAGGGCCUGUUGCUCAGUGAGAGGAAACGACUCCGCACAGAAAGCAUAGAGGAACAUGUAACUCCUAACUCAGCUCCUGCCCAGUGGCCAGGUGUAUCGUCCCUGAUUUCAUUGUUGACAACUGCCAGGGAGGAGGACCAGCCGAGGCUCAAUGUGCUGUUGUGCGAGGCAGUUAUGGCUGUUUAUCUGGCCUUGCUCAUCCAUGGCCUGGGCACUCACAACAGCAAUGAACUAUUUCGCCUUGCAGCUCAUCCUCUCAACAACCGCAUGUGGGCCGCUGUCUUUGGAGGAGGAGCAAAAGUAGUUAUUAAGCCAAAGAGGCCUGAUGCACCACCAGUGCCAGCUGAUUUUGAGGCAGCCAGGCCAGAAGAGUCUCUGGAGACACAAAGACCUGAGCAGGGCAGCCUCACCAAAAUCCCCCAACCCAUUCCCAAUGAAAACCAGUGUCUCAAACAGUCCCCUCCUCCCGUUUUACGGGGAGUUGGGCCCGGCACUGUGACACCAGCAACUAAAACCAGCUUGAUGCUCCCUCAGCCCCCUGCAGAGGACGUGGAUCGAUACAGGCGCAGAUUUAACAUGAGGAUGUUGGUUCCUGGACGCCCCGUAAAGGAGACACCAGCAACCCCCCCACCUGUGCCCAUAGAGAGACCCGCAUACAGGGAAAAAUUCAUUCCUCCAGAGCUCAGCAUGUGGGACUAUUUUGUGGCCAAACCCUUCCUGCCGUUGUCAGAUAGCAACACUUUGUGCGACUCUGAUGAAAGUGGAGCAGAGGAGGAUGAUGAUGAUGAUGAUGCCUUCCUUUCGGACACACAGAUGACUGAACACUCAGACCCCAACUCCUACAGCUGGGCUCUGAUCCGCUUGGUCAUGGUUAAGCUGGCUCAUAACUGCAUUAAGAAUUUUCUGCCUAUCACUGGCCUCGACUCUGCAGACUUGCCAGUCACUUCACCUCCUACCAAUGCUGUGUUGAAGACCCUGGAGAACUGGGAACAGCUUUUAUUGGAGCCAAUGAAUAAAUUUGAUGGACCACCUCCCAAUUACAUUAACACUUACCCUACUGACCUCAGUGCUGGAGGUGGUCCUGCCAUACUGCGACACAAGGCAAUGUUGGAGCCAGACAACACUCCUUUCAAAACAAAGAAUCACCAGUCUUUUCCAGCCCGACGUCUCUGGCAUUUCCUGGUCAAACAAGAGAUUCUCCAAGAGACUUUAAUUCGUUAUAUCUUCACCAAGAAAAGGAAGCAGAGCGAGUCUUUAGAGAACCAUAUGGACCAUGUAAGCCCAAACUGCAUAGCUGGAGCUAGCAGUCUCAAUAAGGUGGAGGCAGAUCUGGGCUACCCAGGAGGCAAAGCAAAAAUCAUUCACAAGGAGUCUGACAUUAUCAUGGCAUUUGCAAUCAACAAGGCUAACUCAAAUGAAAUAGUGCUGGCCUCCACCCACGAUGUCCAGGAGGUGGACGUGUCUACGCUUGUGGCUGUGCAGCCCUACACCUGGAUAGGGGAUGAUUUUGAUAAAGAGUCACGCAGCUCUGAUGACAUUGACUGCCGCUCAUCUCACACCAACAUUGCCCAGGCCAGUUCUGUCCCGUUUGCACCACCACAGAUCCCCGUCUCUGCAUCAAUGCCAUGGCUUGGCAGUGGGCAGACAAGCAUGGGAGCCAGCGUGAUCAUGAAGCGGAAUCUAAAUAAUGUCAAGAGAAUGACCUCCCAUCCCAUAUAUCAGUAUUACAUGACAGGGGCUCAGGAUGGCAGUGUGAGAAUGUUUGAAUGGAACAGACCUCAGCAGCUCAUUUGCUUCAGACAAGCAGGCAACGCUCGAGUCACCCGACUCUAUUUCAACUCCCAAGGCAACAAAUGUGGAGUAGCUGACGGUGAGGGAUUCCUCAGUCUGUGGCAAGUCAACCAGACAUCCUCCAACCCCAAACCCUACCUGAGUUGGCAGUGCCACACGAAGACCUGUGGAGAUUUUGCUUUCAUCACAUCCUCGAGUCUUAUUGCCACAGCUGGACAAUCCAAUGAUAACAGAAAUGUGUGUUUGUGGGACACUCUGAUUUCACCCAGCAAUACUAUGGUCCACGCCUUUCCUUGUCAUGAGAACGGGGCCACUGUGCUGCAGUAUGCUCCUAAACAGCAGCUGCUGAUCACUGGAGGCAGAAAGGGCUUUGUGUGCGUGUUUGACAUCCGCCAGAGACAGCUGCUCCACACUUUCCAAGCCCAUGACUCCGCCAUCAAGGCUCUUGCUCUGGACGCCUUCGAGGACUUCUUUGUCACUGGCUCGGCAGAAGGCAACAUGAAGGUGUGGAAGCUAGCUGGCCACGGGCUCAUGCACUCUUUUGGCAGUGAACACGCUAAACAGUCCAUCUUCCGCAACAUCGGCGCCGGAGUCAUGCAGGUGGAAACCCGGCCCGGUAACCGCAUCUUUACCUGUGGGGCGGACGGCACCCUGAAGAUGAGGGUCCUCCCUGACCGUUACAACAUCCCCAGCAACUUGGUUGACAUCCUGUAAAUUCUGCUCUCUCUUUUGUGUGCCCAAAGAGGGAAUAGGGAAAAAAAAGAAUCACAAAAGCUUAUGUAACACUUGCAAGGCUUUAAGAGUGUAAAAGAUGGGGAAAGAGCUGGUCAAAGGAAUACCUUACUUUUGGCAUCUUUCAGUGUUCAUAAGUAAACAGUUGAUCAUAUCUUAAGUGACAGAGCUGCAAAUAUUAGUUUUCCCAAAGGCUGAAAGCAAAGGUAACAUACUUGAUUUUAAAGCUAGAUUUUAUUGUCAUUUUAUUGAAGAAUCGCUACUCUUAGAGCGUUUUCAUAGAGAAGCUAUGCAUGUCCUGUUCUCGUUACGCGGUGCAAUCACAGGUCUAUUGAUAGUGCUCUGUAAAAGUGCUCUGGCAAAACUUUAAAAAAUGUGUAACUGUUGUCAUUUUGUGCUCACAGCUGAACUCUCUUAGCAUCUACUGUAAACAGCACUGUGGUUUGUUCUUAAAUCUGUGGUAUCCAAGUGUGAAUCAAGUUGUUGGACAAUUUCUUUUUAUGGUUUUUAAACUCCUCCGUCUUUUAUGCCUGGCUUUUUAUCAGUCCUUAUGGAAGAGUUGAUGGUGCAUUGCUCCUGUAGUGACAUCCCCUACCCCACUGUCACAGACCAGCCCAGUAACACACACGGACCUGUCCGGUUUUGGCUUUUGUGUGUCUGUCUGUGUAUUCACUUUCCUGUGUCUGCCCUCCUACCUGCCUCCAAAUGCCUGUUUUGUGUGGCAGCAUCACUGCUAGAACAUUCCUGUUUGGGAAGAUGUAUUUUAAUCCUGUGACUGUGAUUUCAGUGUUUCCCUCUGUCUGGUACCAUUAAGCCGCCACAAAGACCCCACGGCUCCUCCCUUCUAGUUUUGCACAAAAUGAUGUCUUGUCUUUUUCUUCCUUAGUUUUCUAAAAAAUGGUAUUAUUUAAAUUAUUUGUGUUUGUUUCGUUGACCAUUCCUUUGUGAAACCGUUUAAGUGAAUGCCUUUUAUUUUAGGAAUGUAAGGGGUUUGACUUUACUUGACUGGGAGACGUGCAACACAGUUUGUUGUGUGUAAGUGUGUGUUACCUUGCUAGUUUGAAACGGUUUAUUUAUAAAGAACAGAUAUUUGCACUCAAAUUAUGGAGACACUAAAGGUUUUAUUUCAAAUAAAUGGGUUAUUGAGGAAUGAUCUGUUAAAUACGAAUGAAUGUCUUGCUGUAUUUGGCCUAGUAGUCAAAUGUUUAAAAUUGUUUUAAUAUAUAAAUAUCUAUAAAUAUAUGAAAUAUCACAGCAGCUUGUACAAACAUGAAAGCAUUUGUUUAUUUUUGGUUUGUAUCAUACCAGCUGAAUUAGUUGACUUUUUGUUGGAUGUAUGUAAGGUUUUUAUUAAACAAAUUUGUGUUUGGCUCCCCCCUUUCCGCCCACUAUGUGUAUUGUUCGUGUUCUACCAGUGGCCCUACUGGUGCCUCGUAUGUGUGUGUGAAUGUGUGUGUGAGUGCAUGCAACACAAAACUAGUAUCCUGGACAGGUGCUUACAAGAGUGCCGAUGCCAGAAAGAAAGAACAGGUUGUGGUGGGAGAUUUACCUUUGUAAAGUGAAUAAAUUAUUUUUAUUUCA
Messenger RNA from Nerophis ophidion (straightnose pipefish), 11303 nucleotides. It is a transcript of the gene dmxl2, whose product is annotated as Dmx-like 2. Gene Ontology annotation, molecular function: protein binding. NCBI's taxonomy places the organism in Eukaryota, Metazoa, Chordata, Actinopteri, Syngnathiformes, Syngnathidae. Gene Ontology annotation, biological process: vacuolar acidification. The record is from RefSeq and is a predicted model, not a curated record. Bases 360 to 9704 code for a protein of 3114 amino acids. Gene Ontology annotation, cellular component: RAVE complex. The transcript is spliced from 55 exons.